UCUGAACAGGAAUUAAGAAUAACUCAAAGUGAAUUUGAUCGUCAAGCAGAGAUUACCAGACUUCUGCUAGAGGGAAUCAGCAGUACACAUGCCCAUCAUCUCCGCUGUCUGAAUGACUUUGUAGAAGCCCAGAUGACUUACUAUGCACAGUGUUACCAGUACAUGUUAGACCUCCAGAAACAACUGGGAAGUUUUCCAUCUAAUUAUCUUUCUAACAACAAUCAGACUUCUGGGACACCUCUGCCAUCUACUUUAUCAAAUGUGGUUGGUUCUUCUGCCAUGGCUUCAACAAGUGGCCUAGUGAUCACCUCUGCUUCCAGUGUCAGUGACCUUAAAGAGUCAAGUGGCAGCAGGAAGGCCAGGGUUCUCUAUGAUUAUGAUGCCGCAAACAGUACUGAACUAUCACUUCUGGCAGACGAGGUGAUCACUGUAUUCAGUGUCAUUGGAAUGGAUUCAGACUGGCUAAUGGGGGAAAGAGGAAAUCAGAAGGGCAGGGUGCCAAUCACCUACUUAGAACUGCUCAAUUAAAUAGGGGGACUUUGAAAUUUACCAUCAUGACACCAUAUUUAUAAACAGUUAACUCUAAAUAAAGCAGUUUUAAGUGUCUUCCAUGUUACUGUCUUAAGAGACUGGGAGGAAAAAAAAGAAAAAAAAAAACCAGUCAUGAGAAACUGGCCUUUCUGCCAAUGAAGUUGCAUGGUAAAUAUUCCAUUACAGAAUUUAUGUUAGAGCUUUCAUGCCAAGAAUGUUUUCUUACAAAAUUCUCUUUCUACUGAGGUUUCACUAAUAAGCAGCUUCUACUUUUGAGCCCCAAUUUAAAGCAGAAGAAUUGUUUUUACUGACUUUUUCAUUAAUAGCAAGCUUUUUCUUUUAUGUAAAAUAAAUUUAUUGUGAAU
Castor canadensis (American beaver) is the source of this 896-nucleotide messenger RNA. RefSeq names its product SH3 domain containing GRB2 like, endophilin B1 (gene Sh3glb1). The record is from RefSeq and is a predicted model, not a curated record. NCBI's taxonomy places the organism in Eukaryota, Metazoa, Chordata, Mammalia, Rodentia, Castoridae. Gene Ontology annotation, cellular component: cytoplasm; membrane. Gene Ontology annotation, molecular function: protein binding. Gene Ontology annotation, biological process: membrane organization.